AUGACGGCUGCGGAUGGCCUCCCUAAUAAUUGCCGUCUCGUUGUUAAAGACUGUUUGAGUAACUUAAGAUUCCUUAUAGAUAUAGGGACAGAUAAUUCGGCGUUGCCGCACAGAUCGGCAAAAAGAGAGUCUACCCCUUCGGAUUUUAAAAUAUAUGCGGCUAAUGGCACGGUCAUCCAGACUUAUGGGACGACCAGAUUGGUAUUGAAUCUAGGUUUACGACGCCCAUUUUUAUGGGAGUUCAUCGUAGCAAACAUUCAGCAACCUAUCAUCGGCGCAGAUUUUUUGCGCAAACACGGUCUUCUGGUGGAUCUUAGAAAUAGAAAGCUCAUUGACGGUCUGACGAAACUGCAUACGGUAGGACAGGUUAGUACUAUUCCUCAACUCUCUCUUACCACAAUUGACAAUAAUAAUCCGUAUCAAGAUCUCCUUAGACAAUUCAUUCACGUUACACGGACGAUACAGUGCCACACAGAGCCAAAGCACAAAGUUCGACACCACAUCAUUACAAAAGAUGCGCCUUGUGCAGAGAGGGCACGUAGAUUACCUACAGAAAAAUUCAAGGCAGCGCAGGCGGAAAUCAACCACCUUAUAGCGCAGGGAAUUUGCAUUCUUUCUAGUAGUUCGUGGGUCAGCCCUCUGCACAUGGUGCCCAAAAAGAACGGUGGGUGA
Osmia lignaria (orchard mason bee) is the source of this 672-nucleotide messenger RNA. RefSeq lists its product as uncharacterized. Lineage: Eukaryota; Metazoa; Arthropoda; Insecta; Hymenoptera; Megachilidae. The record is from RefSeq and is a predicted model, not a curated record. Gene Ontology annotation, biological process: proteolysis. Gene Ontology annotation, molecular function: aspartic-type endopeptidase activity.